UGCAUGGGCGUCCAUUCUACUAUGCCAUACCAAUUCGAGGUGGAGAAUGGACGUGGCUGGUCACGUAUCCCAUAUAAUGAGGGUGUUGAAAGGGACUACUGUGACCCAGCAAAGACCCAGAGGUAUGUAUGUCCACAACAUGUUGUUAGGAUGCAGUGAGACAAUGGGGAUGUGUAAAAAUUUAAUAAAAACAUUGAAGAUGUUCCUAUGUCCUACAGUUGCAGGAUAACACCGGUUAACUUUAUCACCAUGACCCGUGGGCACCGCAAAGUUCGCCGCCUUGCUACGGUUUCCUCCCUGGACCAGCCAGAUGCUGUCCUUGCUACCAAGUAGACCUGGUACUGGGAGGAACACCAUGGUGGCUGGACUCCAUAUUUGUCAUCUGUAUGUAGUGAGGAUACCUAAUUUCUCCCUCUAACAUGGCACAAAGAAAAGGUGUCUCUAGUGUUGGUGUGUGUGUGUGUGUGUGUGUGUGUGUGUGUGUGUGUGUGUGUGUGUGUGUGUGUGUGUGUGUGUGUGUGUGUGUGUGUGUGUGUGUGUGUGUGUGUGUGUGUGUGUGUGUGUGUGUGUGUCUCCUAAGAUUGUGGAGGACCUAGAGAGGGUGUACAAGGAUCCCUCCCAUGGUUCAGUGAUUGUGUUUACCGCUGGAAGAUUCACCUAUGAAGUCAAUUUGGAAGGUAGGCAGAUAUCAGAUGUGAUUCAGUAUGGUGUAGCUACAGCACAGUUAAAAUACUGUUGAUAAAAACAGGUUUUCAGAACACUAAAGAUUGAACAAUGAAACAUGUUGUCCUAUCUGAAACUCACAGGAUAGACAGACGUCAUUGUUGAUAGAGAAUAACUUGUAUGUUGUGUCUGUAGGUUACUCAUCCAUUUUUGUACACCUGUUCUAUUGUGUGAACUGAGAAAUAUAUAUUUUCAGUCUCGAUCCAGAUAAAUACAAGCUCACACACCCAAAGACUGGUAAGAAGACGGCUGAUCUUCAAAUCAUCCAGAGAUGUUCAGAGAGCUACUGGGUAAGAGUGAAAUACAGCAAAUUCAAUAAUGAUUGAUUUUCUAGGGGAAGGAUACAAGAUUAUGUAAUUUGAUUUUGGUUCAUUGAGUGUGAUAUUGGGUCUCUAGAUUUGUAUUAUCUUUGUGGUAUGAUGAGGACAACAUGGUCAUUGAUGACACUGUAUCCCUUCACUUUUUCCUUAAGCACAUCUAAUACCAACACUUCAUCUGUGCCACCUUUCUGGGACCAGUCUCGGUUGCCUGGGAUUGGCAUUGAGGUAAUACAAAACACUGAAUAUUGUGUCAAUACUCACUGACUGUGAGUCUGACCUUACAUUGAAAGAGCACUGAAUAUGAAUGAGCUUAUGAGGAGUUUGUCUUACUGUAAAUCUGUCUUCACAGAGAGUUAUGUUGCCAAACUCAGCAAAGGAAUACAAAGACAUCAAGGCCCUUUUUGAGAAAACAACAGUGGGGUUUCACAUACGCACCAUCGAGAGAGUGCAAAACCCUAUCCUAUGGAAGUUCUAUGUGCUGUAGGUUUCUUAAAGACUGUUAUAUCAAAACAAAUGUAUUUCGUUUUUUCUUUAGUUGGGUUUUAAUUGACCCAAGUAUAUUCCUUUUUAGGCAAAGAGAUCAGAUGGAAUCCUCAGGGACAAGCAUCAAUGAGAAGCAGCUUUUCAAUGGAACUGACUCCAAACAUGUUGACAGCAUUUGCAGAAACAACUUUGACUGGAGGCUAUGUGGAACAAAUGGUACUUCAUUUGGAAAAGGUUGGAUGCCAGUAUAGUAGUAUACUUUGUGUAUGCAAUGUUUCAAUGAAUCCAAAUGAAUAACUGUUGUGUUGGCACAAACAAAGGCUGUUAUGCCUGUGAAUAUCAUAGACUAUUAGGGUAUGCCCAAUGGAUAAACAAUAUAAUUUCAAAAGGUUUGUUCAAAUGGCCAGUUACAUAUUCUUAGACAGAAAAAUGUCCCAACUGGUUUAUUAAAGCUUGGAAUAUCCUUCCCUUACUGUCAGUAAGAACAAAGGCAAUUUAUAGCUAAGAUUUAAUACAUGAAAGCAUCUAAACAUUGGGCUUAACAUAGUCAAUAAAUCUUAUUUUCAGGAAGUUACUUUGCCAGGGAUGCUAAGUGCUCACACAGCUACACCAGCCAGUCAGGAGUGAGGUCCAUGUUUGUUUGUCGUGUGCUGGUGGGAGACUACACUGUGGGAAACUCCAGCUAUGUGAAAUCACCUCCUAAAGAAACAGGAGGAUCCAUCUUCUAUGACAGCUGUGUGGACAACAUCCAAGACCCCAAAGUAUUUGUAGUUUUUGAAAAGUAUCAGGUUUACCCAGAAUACCUCAUACAGUACAAUGAUACUGCUUCUCCACCAAACCCUACUCCCCAGCCAAAUCCCGUUGUCCAACCAAACAGUACUCCCCAGCCAAAUCCCGUUGUCCAACCGAACAGUACUCCCCAGCAAAAUCCCAAUGCCUCAGAUUCAGAAGAUCCUGAAUUUAAUUGUUGUUGUUUGAGUUUAGGCUGUAUCUUUUGUGGCAUCUACUUCUAUUUCUGUCACGAUGACGAUUGA
Molecule: messenger RNA, 2560 nt
Organism: Coregonus sp. 'balchen'
Lineage: Eukaryota; Metazoa; Chordata; Actinopteri; Salmoniformes; Salmonidae
Source: the annotation of a GenBank genome assembly